Cimex lectularius (bed bug) is the source of this 759-nucleotide messenger RNA. RefSeq lists its product as uncharacterized. The transcript has 4 exons. Lineage: Eukaryota; Metazoa; Arthropoda; Insecta; Hemiptera; Cimicidae. The record is from RefSeq and is a predicted model, not a curated record. The coding region runs from base 85 to 573 and encodes 162 amino acids.
CUUGCCGACUAUAAGACCCGCCGACGACCGUCUCGACAACCCAGUCUACAGUUCAACCGUUAACGUUUGCGGUCUAAACAAACGAUGAAACGAGAUAUGCUUGUGCUGUCAAUAUUGCUGUGCAGCGCAGCUCUCACAGCUUCAUUUCCUUCGACACACGAGACCCAGAUCCAAAAUGAAAACUUACUCGCAGAUGAUUUAGAAGAAGAAAUCGAUCCGGACACCCUCUCAGAUUACCUCGUGUACCUCCUGACAUCGGCGAACGACGUCGACGUCCCCCUGGUUUUCGUCCAGGAAGAGUUGCCAGAACCUUCGAACGUCAUCGCCAAACGUACAAGUGUCUACUGUGAGUCCCCCAGGUACUACAGACGGUACCCGUGGAAAAGGCAAAACGGGCGGAUGUACGAGCCGGACGGCUACCUCUGCUCGCCCACCCGGGAGGACGUCUUCCAGCUCCUCAUGGCGCUCCACGAAACGAGGUCCGGCAACGGUGACAGGACCGUUUCCUUCUGCAACAGGCGCAGGCCUGCCAGGGCGAUCGUCACCAAUUUACGAUUCCUCGGAAAACGCUGAGCUACCACGAGCGACACCAACAGACACGAUCACUGUAUAUUUCCUCCCGAGGCACACCUCUCCUUACAACUGGGUGGAGAAACCUUUCUUUCAUUUUGUAUCUUAACAUUAAAAAAUAUUAUCAAUUGUAUCAUAAUAAACUUCACAAUAUGUUUUAAUGCCAUGUUAUUAUACUCUUAAGAAAUC